CAGACACGGAUGCUCAUAUUGAGACCCUCCGCUUCAACAUUUCGCCUUCAUUCUACUAUUUUCUCGAAUUCCAUUUCCAUCGGGAACCUCCAAAUCUCGCCAGACCCAUAACCAUGGAAUCUUCCUUCACACUUCAGCUCUCUGAUCAUAUUUCUCGGUUAUGAGCUUUCAUGGUUGUUUAUUGGGUUGUUUUUUCAUUGGUUACGGACUGCACAAAUUCUGUGGUUUGGUUGAAUGUGUGGGCUUUGAUUUCGACAUAAGUAGUCAAAUUUUUAGAAUGCAGAAAUGGCUUUAAGAGCGAUCUUGGUAAAGAAAAGGCACCUUCUCAGUUGUGAGAAUCUGUCUACCAGCUUAUAUCUAAGGUUCUCCAGAUUUGAACAUGGGCAAGCAUCUCAAGCUGAUGAUUUACAGAGAUUGGGCUACAUUUCCGAUCCUCCACCUGCAGUUAUUGAUGGAGGAUGUGACGGUGGCUUAUCUUCAGUUUGUCGGAAGGAUAUUUUAUCCUUUCCAGCUGCAGAAUAUAUUCGAAGUAAUCUUAUAAAACCUCAAAUUUUUGGUCAUGGAAUUGGAAGAGGAACAUCAGCUUCCUGUAUGGGUUUUAGACAUGUCUUACAACUUUCACAUUAUUCUACAACAGCCACAGCUGGUCAACCUGAAUUUGGUGGUGAUAAUGAUAGGAAUGAAAAACAGGCUGCGAAUAGGAUUAAAGAGCCAUCACCAGAAGAUUGUGAUCAAGCAGUUGAAGGUUUAAGUACAGUUAAAGCAAAAGCUAAGCAGAUGCAAGACUCCCAGAAGAGUGCUGAAUCUUUAUUGAAAAGCAUAUGGGCUAAGAUUCUAGGAAUAGGUCCUGCUUUGAGAGUUCUUGCUUCUAUGAGCAGGGAAGACUGGGCUAAGAAGCUUCGCCAUUGGAAGGACGAAUUUAAAUCUACAAUGCAGCACUAUUGGUUGGGUACAAAACUUCUGUGGGCUGAUGUUAGGAUCAGCUCGAGGUUAUUGGUGAAACUUGCAAGUGGGAAGGGUCUUUCUCGAAGGGAGAGGCAGCAACUCACACGCACCACAGCUGAUAUUUUCAGGCUAGUUCCUUUUGCAGUUUUUAUUAUAGUUCCGUUCAUGGAGUUCUUAUUGCCAGUCUUCCUGAAACUAUUUCCCAACAUGUUACCAUCAACCUUCCAGGACAAGAUGAAGGAACAGGAGGCAUUAAAAAGAAGGCUAAAUGCUAGAAUAGAGUAUGCCAAAUUUCUUCAGGAUACUGUUAAGGAAAUGGCCAAAGAAGUCCAAAACUCCAGAAGUGGAGAAAUUAAAAAGACAGCAGCAGACCUCGAUGAAUUCAUGACUAAGGUCAGAAAGGGUGCUCGUGUUACCAAUGAGGAAAUUUUGGGAUUUGCCAAGUUAUUCAAUGAUGAGCUUACGUUGGAUAACAUAAGCAGGCCUCGUUUGGUGAAUAUGUGCAAAUACAUGGGUAUCAGUCCAUAUGGUACGGAUGCAUAUUUGCGCUUUAUGCUAAGGAAAAGACUGCAAGAGAUUAAGAAUGAUGAUAGGAUGAUUCAGUUAGAGGGGUUGGAAUCUCUUUCAGAAGCAGAGCUUCGUCAAGCCUGUAGAGAACGUGGUUUACUUGGAUUGCUUUCGGUUGAGGAAAUGAGACAACAGCUGCGUGAUUGGCUGGAUUUAUCACUCAACUACUCUGUACCAUCUUCGCUCUUAAUUCUUUCUAGAGCCUUCUCUGUGUCCGGAAAGGUGAGACCAGAGGAAGUUGUACAAGCAACUCUUUCCUCCCUGCCGGAUGAGGUUGUGGAUACCGUUGGGGUGACAGCUUUGCCAUCUGAAGAUACUGUUUCAGAAAGAAGAAGGAAAUUGGAGUUCCUAGCAAUGCAAGAGGAGAUGAUAAAGGAGGAGGAAGAAGAAGAAGAGGAGCUGGCUAAGAUGCAAGAAACUGCUGGUAGUCAAAAGGAUGUAGCACUAGAAGAGAUGACUAGUCCAACAACUGGAGAACCCAAAGAGAAAACAAAAACAAUGGAGAAACAAGAGCAACUAUGUGAACUCAGCCGUGCAUUGGCAGUUUUAGCAUCUGCUUCUUCGGUCAGCAGGGAACGUGAGGAGUUCUUACAACUUGUAAAGAAAGAGAUAGACCUGUACAACAGCAUGGUCAAGAAAGAGGGCAAAGACGGUGAAGAAGAAGCACGAAGGGCUUACAGAGCUGCAAGGGAGGAUACUGACCAGGCUGCUGAGUUGACUUUAGGUCGCAAGGUUUCUUCAGCACUUAUUCACAGGAUUGAUACGAUGCUUCAUAAGCUUGAAAAGGAAAUUGAUGAUGUUGAUGCCAAAAUUGGGGACCGUUGGCGAUUGCUGGACAGGGAUUAUGAUGGCAAAGUGACAGCUGAGGAGGUUGCAUCUGCUGCUAUGUAUCUCAAGGAUACCUUGGGCAAGGAGGGAAUUCAGGAAAUUAUCAGCAAUCUCUCCAAGGAUAGAGAAGGAAAGAUACUCGUUGAGGACCUUGUCAAGUUAGGCAGUGAAAUAGAAGAUGCUGAUGCAUCUGAAGCAGGAAAGUCAUAAAGGAAAUGCACCAUGUUACUUCAAGGGCAAGGGCAUCUUUCUGUUUUGAUUGGCUGUCGGAAAGUAUAUAGUGGUCGCUCUUUUUCAACUCUUGAAGCAUUGGUUUUAAUGUCCUUGAGAUUGGCUUUUGUUCCAUUAGUCAAUGACAAUGAUACAAAUGUACUGAAGAUCACAAUAAUUAAGAAAUUCUUUUUAAAUGCAAUAAUGAAUGGUCACCUUUUCUAUGGUGAAUUGUUCUUUUGACAA
Messenger RNA from Benincasa hispida (wax gourd), 2796 nucleotides. It is a transcript of the gene LETM2, whose product is annotated as LETM1-like protein. NCBI's taxonomy places the organism in Eukaryota, Viridiplantae, Streptophyta, Magnoliopsida, Cucurbitales, Cucurbitaceae. Gene Ontology annotation, molecular function: ribosome binding; calcium ion binding. Gene Ontology annotation, biological process: intracellular monoatomic cation homeostasis. Gene Ontology annotation, cellular component: mitochondrial inner membrane. The record is from RefSeq and is a predicted model, not a curated record.